CUCUCACCAUCGUUCUCCUUUCUCUCUGUUCAAGUGAAUCUGAAAAAAGGCAGAGGAUAAGAGAUUUUGUUCCAAUCCAGCCUGGGUAAAGUAGAUUCGGGAAUCCCUUAAAUCCUGAAUGGACAUAGCAAAUUAUUGGAGGUACUUUCGGAUUUAUGGAGAUCCACCUGUAAUUGGAGGUAUGCAAAAAUGGUCCCCCAUAUGACUUUGUUUUCUUUACUUUAUUUUCUUUUAGGGUUUUGUCUCCUAACUCAGUACUAUGCUUGUUAGUGGUGUAGAAAGUAUAGAUUGUUUAAGAAAGUGAAGAAUUUAUUGUCUAGGUUUUGUUUUGGUUCUAAGGUCUGUUGUCAUGUUCUAUCAUACUAUAAUAUUCUUGCCGAUGGGAAUGGAGUUUAAUGUGGGGAAAGCUUUGAAUAUUAGUGGGUGAUGAAGAAAUUUGAACAUUAAAUUUGGUUGGUGGAACUCAUUGACGUUGAACAUUUGAAAACUGGGACUAGUAGAAUUAAAAAAACACACUACUUAUUUGAACUGACAAACAUAAAUAAAAGAGAUAUUGAAUUGAGUCUAUUUAGUAUGCAAUUGGCAUCAUGUUUAUUGGGUUGAGUAUAUUAGGUUUAAAUAUGACUAUAGCAGACUAUUGUUGACUAGUAUUGAUUGUUAUUGACUUAGGUUUAGAUCAUGUUGAAUGAUGCAAGUCCUAAUUUAUUUACUGUAAAAAUACAUUAUGGGGGGAGGUUUUACAGCCAAGGUGGUGUAAACAGACAUUACAGGGGUGGUUCAGUUGUUUUCGUGGAUGGUGUGGUUCCAGAGAAAUUAUCAUUUACAAGCUUCAACUAUUGGGCACAUGACUUAGGUUACACCCAAGGUCCAAUUGCAUAUUGGUUUCGGGUACCUGGCAGUGAAGCAAGAAGUGGCUAUUUACCAAUUGCAACAGAUGCAGAUGCUGUGGAUAUGGUUCAAUUUAUUCCAAGCACUAGAAGAUUAUUGGAUGUGUAUAUUGUCUGUUUGAGUGAAAGGAAGGUUUUUCAGCCUUGGUAACUAGAUGCCUAUGAUGAUGAAGUAGACCAUUUGUCAUUUAUUGGGCAUGUCAUUCAUGAUCUAGAAGAUGAGCCAGGACUAUUGAUGAAUGACAGGAUAAAUGCACUUGGUGAAAAUUUCACAAUUGAGAUGCAUGUUGAAGAUGAUCACGUUGAUGGGGUAAAUGCACUUGGUUUAAAUUUCCCAAUUGAGAUGGGAUUUGACGAUGAUCAUGUUAAUGGGCCAACUAUUGACUCUACAUUCCAAGAAAAUGGAGCUGCAUCUAUUUCUAAUAAGCAAAAAGAUAAGGGAAAAAAGAAGAAGGAAUAUGCUGAGGUGGAAGUAACAAAGAAGAAGGUAGGCAGACCCAAGAAAGUAUCAAAAAGGAGAUAUGAGACAAGAUUCAAUGGAGAAUGUUCUCAUGCUGCGGACUUAGUAGAUAAUUCAUCUAGCUCAGAUGAUCCAGACUAUGCUGAUGAAAUAGUUUAUAGUGAUUGGGAAUUAUUUGACGAAGAUGAUGAGAUGGGAUUUGGAGGGAACAUAUCUGAUGGUGAGGGAGAGGAUUCUGAUGGGCUUGCUAGUUAUCAUGGAUCCUCAGAUGAGUUUGCUGAAGAUGCAGGAAUUUUUAAAGUGAAGUCAAAGAGGAUGUUUUCUAAGUGGAAGGAAUUCAACAAGAACUUUGAUAUGAAGAGGCCAACUUUUGAGCUUGGCAUGGCAUUUCCUAACUCUGUUGUCUUCAAGAAUGCAAUUAGAAAACAUGCAGUUUUGACGAAGAAAGAGCUCCGGUUUGCUAAAAAUACAAGGUACAAAGUGAAGGUCAUUUGUAAGACAUCCCCCGAUUGUCCUUUUUGGAUUUAUGCAACAAGUCCAUCUAAAAAUAUUCCUACUCUAUAUAUUAGGACUCUUAGGCCUCAACACAUGUGCAAUGAGCUGGUUGGGAAAGUAUACCAUUGUCAUGCUCCUUUUAUUGCUAAUGAGUACCUUGAUUGUUUUAUGAAUGAUCCUAAGUGGAGUAGGGAAGGGGUUCAAAAUGUUGUUGGAAGGGACUUUGGAAUGGACAUUGGUUAUCAAAUAUGCUACAGGGCUAAGAGAAUUGCAAUGAAGCUAGCUCAAGGUAGCUUUGAACAACAAUAUAAUUUGCUUGAAAGCUAUGCCCAUGAACUGAAGAAAACAAACCCGGGAACUUCUGUUUGGAUACACACUGAGAUGGAAGGUGAUAUUUAUAGGUUCAAGAGAAUAUAUAUUUGUUUAGAAGCACUUAAAGUUGGAAGGAAGGCAAGUUGUAGGAAGCUUAUUUGUUUGGAUGGUUGUUAUUUAAAGGGUGUGCAUAAGGGUCAGUUAUUUGCUGCUGUUGGAAUUGAUGGCAAUAACGGAAUGUAUCCCAUAGCAUAUGCAGUGGUUGAAUUGGAGAAUAAGGAAACUUGGACAUGGUUUCUACAGUUUCUUCAAGAAGAUUUGGAACUCUGGAAUAGUUACCACUAUGCUUUCAUAUCUGAUAAAUAGAUCGAAAGGACUUGAACAAGCAAUUGCUACACUUUUUCCACAUGCAGAACAUCGGCACUGUGUAAGACACUUACGUACACAGCAAUUUCAAGGGAGAUGGAUUUGCUGGGUUGCAAUUGAAGCAGAUUUUCUGGGCAAUAGCCAGGGCAAAUACUAUGAGACAAUUUACCAAAUCAAUGGAAGAUUUGAGUAAAGUUUCUUAUCAGCAAGCAUGGAAAUGGUGCAAUGACAGGUAAAAAUGGAGUUCUACUCAUACUAGGAGACCUGUGGAAGCUAGGAGAAGUCUAUGGAACAUCCAUGAAGCAUCUAGAAGUCUCAAGAAGAUCAUUACCAAGUUGGACACAAGUUGUUCUUUAAAAAUCAAAUCCAUUACAGAUUCGGAAAACUGCCAGUGCAGAUUAGUCAACUUCAACAGAGUGUCAAAACUCGCUCAGAGCUCAGAAAAUUAUGAUCUUUAUAUGGUUGGAAAGCUGCGGAUGUCUAGUUUCCAGAACUUUUUACAGCUCAUCGAUAUCUAUUUUCUAGAAGAAGUUAUGACCGUUUUAGUGAACUGAGGUCAAAUCUGCCGGAAAUCUGUUUUGUGUCAAAGAAGUUCUAACUCAAUUUGAUUUCUACAACCUAAAAGAGAUAUUUUGGGAGUUCUAAAUCAAAUUGAUUUAUACUUGCUUGUGUAAUAUUCCUAUUGGUCGAAUUAUGAAGAGUAAUCAUGACACCAAGGCUAUAAAUAAAGAGAGGAGGGUGACCAAAAUAAAAAUCAGAAUAUACACAUCUCUUCCUUCAUCCAUUUCAUCUUCUUUGUCUCUCCAUUUCCUCUCCAUUUUCCUUUUCAUUCUCUAGUCUUCUAGUUCUGCAUUUUCAAGCAAAGAGGAGAAGAAGAAGAAGCCGUGAGCAAUCCUAGCUGCCAUCGUUCCACCUUGUGCCGUGAUAGUGAAGCCUUGCUUUCAAGAUUCAAGAUCAACGUCUCAAGUUCUUCAUCAUCCACUCCAUUCACGGUGUGUACCCUCAUUCCCCGGAUAGAACGAUCCCUACUUUCUUUAUACUACAUUUGACAACAGGGUUAAAUUGCGUGCUACUUUGAGCGUGUCACGCAUAUGUAAUUAUGAGAUUAUAUAUCGAUUUUUAGUUGUGUUAAAAAUCAGGGGCGUGACAAUUAUAUUAGCUAUCCUUCUCUUGAGGCAGUAGCUUCUGCAACCACUAUACUUGUAGAACCCAAAAUCCUGCAUGCAGCCACUAGAGGAUUACCAUCAGUAUUUCUAAGAAUAAAACCAAUUGAAGCCUUUCCAUUCUUAACACAACCAUCAAAAUUCAUUUUAACAAAGUGGUUAUCCGGAGGAAUCCGUUUAAUAAAUCUAUGUAUUAUUCUGUGA
Molecule: messenger RNA, 3887 nt
Organism: Rosa rugosa (rugosa rose)
Lineage: Eukaryota; Viridiplantae; Streptophyta; Magnoliopsida; Rosales; Rosaceae
Exons: 3
Coding region: 1123-2520 (465 amino acids)
Source: RefSeq, a predicted model, not a curated record